GCUGCUGCGGCCAGUGCCGCCUGUGGAUGAAACUCAGCAUGCUCUGCAGCACUGACAGAGGUCUGGGUUCCCACCAUGCUGCUGCAUCAGCCUCGUGCAUGCUAUGGUGUAUGGGCUCCGGUUUCUGCUUCUUCAAGCCUUCACCUCAGUAAACAUAAUGAUCUCAGGUCUGGAGACAGCUCCUAGUAUCUCAAGAGCUGCAGAAGCCACACAACCCACCUGGAGGAAAGCGAAGGGGAAGUAGGAGAAGAGGAAGGCUCACAUCCUGAGUGCGAGCCACUGACUUCCUGUGACUUCUGCCCUGUCAGUGCCACUUUCUCCACAGAAAUCUCUUUCCCCAGCCCCACCCAGAUCCCCACCUAUUCCAGCAGGUCUAAACUCCUGCUUGCACAAGGCCCAGUUUAAUUGUGCCUGUGAGUGAGUUGCAGUGUGCCACACAGAGGCACAGAAACAGUCCUGUGAGCCAACCAUGCCUCUGGACCGAUUUCCUGCCUGGCUGACUGCAAUGAUCUGUGGGUUCCUGCUUCUCCCACUCCAGAUCCACGGCCAGGACCCAGCCAGCCCCAUCAGAACCACACACACCGGGCAGGUGCGGGGCAGCCUCAUCCAUGUGAAGGAUAGCAAUGUGGGAGUGCACACUUUCCUGGGAAUUCCCUUUGCCAAGCCACCUGUAGGACCACUGCGGUUUGCCCCUCCUGAGCAACCUGAAUCUUGGAGUGGUGUGAGAGAUGCCACCUCCUACCCAGCCAUGUGUCUGCAAAAUUUGGAUAUGAUGAAUAUAGGGGAAAUGUCGAGCCUAACUACACUUCCCAUCCCCAUGUCUGAAGACUGCCUUUAUCUCAACAUCUAUUCUCCUGCCAGUGCCCAGGAGGGCUCUAACCUGCCUGUGAUGGUGUGGAUCCAUGGUGGUGCACUGGUUGUAGGUAUGGCUUCCGUGUAUGAUGGAUCCAUGCUGGCAGCCACUGAGCAUGUGGUGGUGGUCACUAUCCAGUACCGUCUGGGAGUCCCGGGUUUCUUCAGCACUGGAGACCAGCAUGCCACUGGCAACUGGGGCUACCUGGACCAGGUGGCCGCCCUACGCUGGGUCCAACAGAAUAUUGCCCACUUUGGAGGCAACCCCGACCAGGUCACCAUUUUUGGCGAGUCUGCAGGUGGCACAAGUGUGUCCUCACAUGUCGUGUCCCCCAUGUCCCAAGGACUCUUCCAUGGUGCCAUCAUGGAGAGUGGGGUGGCCCUGCUGCCAGACCUCAUCUCCAGCUCCUCUGAACCAGUCCGCUCAAUCGUGGCCAACCUGUCUGCCUGUGAGCAGAUGGACUCAGAGGCCCUGGUGCGCUGCCUGCGGGCCAAGAGUGAAGAGGAAAUGCUGGCUAUUACCAAGACCUUCAAGAUCAUCCCUGCAGUGGUAGAUGGGGUCUUCCUACCCAAGCACCCAACGGAGCUGCUGGCCUCUGCUGACUUCCACCCAGUCCCUAGCAUCAUUGGUGUCAACACUGAUGAGUAUGGUUGGAUCCUCCCCAUGAUCUUUGGACUUGCUGACACCAUAAAGGAAAUAAACAGAAAGACCUUGCCAGCUAUAAUGCAGAACACAGUAGGACUCAUGAACUUGCCUGCUGAGUGUGCUCACCUGCUGAUGGAAGAGUACAUGGGGGACACCGAGGACCCCCAGACCCUCCAAGCCCAGUUCCAAGACAUGAUGGGGGACUUCAUGUUCGUGAUGCCUGCACUGCAAGUAGCACAUUUUCAGCGUUCCCAUAGCCCUGUCUACUUCUAUGAGUUCCAACAUCCUUACAGCUUCAUCAAGGACCUUAAGCUCCAGAAUAUAAGGGCCGACCAUGGUGCUGAGGUUGUCUUUGUCUUCGGGUCCUCCUUUGGUGGCAGCAGCCCUGACUUUUCUGAGGAGGAGGAGCUACUGAGCAGGAAGAUGAUGAAGUACUGGGCCAACUUUGCUCGGAAUGGGAACCCCAACAGUGAGGACCUGAUACAUUGGCCCCUGUUUGACCAGAAUGAGCAGUAUCUACAGCUGGACAUCCAUCCUGCCGUGGGACAGGCCCUGAAGGCCUCCAGGCUGAAGUUCUGGACCAAGACCCUGCCCCAGAAAAUCCAGGAGCUCAAGGGGGCUGAGAAGCAUGUAGAGCUGUAGUGGUCCAUGUCAGGAUGAGUGGAUGAGUAGGAUCAGUAGGAGGUGCCCAUACAUUUACCAUGAAAUAGAAAUUGACUCAAUCAUUCAUUCACUUGGCCAUUCAUCCCCCUGUAUCCUGUCAGCCAGCCAACCAGCUGAUACUUAUGAAUAACUCCCUGCAUGAUGUUCAUGACCAACUUGCCUGAGCACUCUCUGGUUAGACACACUCAAUAAAUGCCCCCUGGCAAUGAAGCUGGAUGAGCUCCAAGUGCUCACAGUCCUCCAUACCCCAUGGGCCUGGGCUACUUUCUUUCUCGCUCAUCUCAUCUCCCCAACCUCUGUCUGCUCCAAGUCCCCAGCCUCUCUUCAAAUGAAGAAGAUGUUCUGAGCAUGUUACUCCUAGAAGUGGGUUAAAAUCCCAGAUUGACCCUUCAGCAAAUCCCAUUUUUUUCUCUAACUUCUAAGUAGCCAAAAUUAAGCCAAUUUAAUUUCUAAGUUUCUCUAAUACUCUCUCUCUCUCUCUUUCUCUUUCUCUCUCAUCCACACAAGUGUACAAGGAGUUUUGUUUUGGAUUAAUUUCCAUGCAGUUAAAUUUACCCACAUCCACUCCUAUAUCAUGUGUUAAAAUGUUUCUUUCAUGCAACGAACUCCCUUCACAUACUUUACAGUUAAUUACUUUCUUUUACUCAGCUUUUGUAAACACUUGAUUGUGUUUGUUUUAUAUUCCAGUACUAGGACUUGAACUCAGGGCUUUGUCUUCUGACUUGUUUUUUUAUUUUCCUCCUCAAUGUUGCAUCUCUAUUUCUUGAGCCAUCCUCCACUUCUGGCUUUCUGCUUGUUAAUUAGACAUAAGAAUCUCCAAAAUCUUUUCUGCCUGGACUGGCUUUGAACCUUGAUCUUCAGCCCUUAGCAUUCUGAGUUGCUAGGAUUUUAGGUAAGAACCACUACGUCCUGGCCCAAUUGUAUUUAGUUGCAAUCAAGAUUCAAUAUUGUUUGGAAAAAUAAUAACACAAUAUAGCAUAUCAUAGUAACUGAAUUGUUUGUGACUUGAAGUCAAGGCGAUUAAUACUUUAAGAAUCAAGUGUUAUUUCUUUUAUUGA
Messenger RNA from Dipodomys spectabilis (banner-tailed kangaroo rat), 3219 nucleotides. RefSeq names its product pyrethroid hydrolase Ces2e-like. The record is from RefSeq and is a predicted model, not a curated record. Lineage: Eukaryota; Metazoa; Chordata; Mammalia; Rodentia; Heteromyidae. Gene Ontology annotation, molecular function: carboxylic ester hydrolase activity. The transcript has 13 exons. The coding region runs from base 470 to 2140 and encodes 556 amino acids. Gene Ontology annotation, cellular component: intracellular membrane-bounded organelle.